Molecule: messenger RNA, 1903 nt
Organism: Ostrea edulis (European flat oyster)
Lineage: Eukaryota; Metazoa; Mollusca; Bivalvia; Ostreida; Ostreidae
Exons: 13
Coding region: 23-1399 (458 amino acids)
Biological process (GO): protein ubiquitination
Cellular component (GO): cytoplasm
Molecular function (GO): metal ion binding; ubiquitin-protein transferase activity
Source: RefSeq, a predicted model, not a curated record
AGUACUCUUUUGUCAGACAAGUAUGGAGGACUCUGUUGCUGAGAUGUAUUGGAGAAAGAGAGCAUCUGAAGAAGCAAUCGAGAAUAUGGAGAGAAGACAUCAACACGGAAGAGGAAUAUGUACUGUAUUUAUUUUGGAUACAUCAGAAAGCAUGAGAGGGGAAGGAUUCGGUCAGCUGAAAGAGGCCUUUCAUAACAUCAUCAACGAAUAUAAAAGACUAGGAUUUGAUGACAAUGUGGCUGUUAUAGGAUUUGGAGAUGAAGUGAAAUUUCUCCACUAUUACUCAAACAAUUAUGAUUCCAUUGAAAGAUGUCUAGACCAUAUUGAGUGCAAAGGCUCAUCGCCAAUGGAAGCAGGACUGUUGUUAUCCCGUUCAUGCAUCAGUCUCGGAGGAGGUCACUCAACAUUAGUAGGAUCUCUUAGUAUAAGGGCCAGAGUGGUGGUAAUUUCUGAUGGACAUCCUACAGACAUGUCAAGUUCUUUGGAAAAAAGUGAAACAUCAAAUGAGAGUGACACAUUCAAUAGAAUCCUACGUCUCGUUGAGGCACAAGGAAGAUGGAACCCGUUUACUUUCAUACCUGUUGGUACUAAACCAAACUACCAUUUAUUAGGAACCCUAGCCAUUGCAGCAAGAGGUGGCAGAAUGCUUUCACUUGAUGAGGCAAGACAAUGCGCACGUUUUUCGUUGCAUGUUAGAAGGGCUGAUCAUCUCAUUACACAAUUCCCGGAGAGAUGUAUAACUGAGAGCGUUGUUAGAAGGCACAUUUCUAGCAUGGAAACUCCUUUCCGACCAUUUAUUCACCACAACGAGGAAGAUGUUAGUUAUGUCUGCGAAAUUAUAAAUGAAAAGGAAGUAUACAGUAGAGAUGACGACAUAGAGGAGGACAAUGAUGAUCUAUAUAUUGAACGAUAUACCACAAUGCCUUGUGCGGGAACAAGAGUCAGAAGAGGACCCGACUGGCUGUGGGGCAAUCAGGAUAGCCAUGGAGUAGGAACUAUUACAGGCCAUUCCAUACGAGGAUGGCUGCACGUGGAGUGGGAUACUGGCAGACGUUAUAACUACCGGCAUGGAUAUAAUGGAGUGUUCGAGGCUUAUGACUUAUUAGUGAGCGAUGAACCAAGAUUUUUGGAAAAUCAAAAUAUAGCGGUCGGCUGUCUCGUGAGAAAAGGACCAGAUUGGCAAUGGGGUGACCAGAAUGGUAGCGAUGAUAGCAUUGGAACAGUGUACCGUGUACAGAAAUCUGGGGUUGUUUAUGUGCGAUGGCCCAACGGUAAUAAAAGUAAUUACAGAUUUGGUCACAAAAACAAAUAUGACUUGAUAUUGUGCGAUCCGAAUGAUUCAAAUCUUGUAAUGACGUGGAGGGUGCAAAACGAAAUGGGCUGCGGAAAGAUACUUUAAAAUCCUAAAAUUUGAGAGAGUGAAUGAACUCCGACACAGAAUAUAUUACCAUUUACUGAACGUAUCGGUAAACAUUACAGCCGUGACAAUGAUUGCAAAGCAUGAUAAAUCUAAGCAUUUCUAUUGUACAUGUAUAUUUUUGAACCAUUUAACAUCUGUCAUAAUAGGGAAAGAUAUCAAGAUGAAUUACUCUGUUUAUCAAAUUACCGACUCAAAUCAAGACUUUUGAAAUAUGAAUUGUCAUGAUCUACACUGUUACAAUGCCUCACAUAUGUGUUGGCUAUGGAAUGCGCUAUAUGAAUAUAAUGCAUGUUUAAAAUGUUUUGUCGAUGUUUCCUGUUGUAUGCAUAUGGGGUAGUAUAAAUUUAUCAUGAGCGGUAAAAUGUAGAUACCUUUAUCUAGACAUUCUUGUUUUCACGCACAAUAGCAUAAGCCAUGUCAUUUCAUGCAAAUAUAAGCUGAAGUAAGCGUCAAAAUAUCUUCUUGUUGAAUUUCAUGCUCAAU